AUGAACAUUUGUGGGGUAGGAUAUGGUGCUCAACUAACUUUUGUAAAUUGUGCUGACGUCACGAUUUUGCAAACUGGUCAAGCUAUCCCUACGUGGUUUCAAUCGGCAGAUUAUCAGUCUCUGUAUGCGUCCAUUUAUGGGACUGGACCAUGGUUAACAACACCACCAAUGCUAAGUACAGAUAAAAUCAAAGUCACAACAACUAAGAAACCUGUGCCACUGUCAACAGAAAAAAUCCAAGAUCCAACAACAACAAAAAACCCGAUCAUUAUAGUUACUGUUCCUUUAACAACAAAGAGCACAGGUUCAUCUACCACUGAGACCCCACCUUCUGCGGCACCACCUUUAGUUAUCGCUACCACGACACCUGCGCAACCGACUGGACCAAAUGGUGUGGUCAUUGUUACCCCAGGACCAUCUGGUACCACAGUACAACCAGGGACAAACAUUGGUGCAACUACUCCUGGGACUGUUCUCGAACGUAUAUUCGGUGGAGUGUUUGGUGGAACCAAUGCUGACACCUCUACAAACAACAACCAGAUUGUUUCCUUAUUGCCUCUUUUGAUUGGGGCGUUGCUUCUUGGACCUUUCUUUGGUAGUUCUGCUUCUGUUUCUGAUCCAUCUUCUCUUAUUAUUGUUGACGCGGUAAAUGAAGUUCCUAUUGCAAAUCCAGCCAUAACAGGAAUGGGGAUGCCAAUGUUUGUACCUGAUCCUCCAUCUGGUGUUGUGAAUUGGCACGAUACCCGAAGCUUUGCUAACUACAGACCAUAUGGAAAGGGAAACUCUGGCUCUGUUCGUGGGUCCUAUGGUGGGAACUAUAAACCAUAUGGAACAAAAAUGAGUGGAGGGCAUCCUGCUGAGUAUGGAUGUGAUGAUGACAAACCACCACCCCAAAGAUUAUGUGGCAGAGGAUAUGGUAAUCAACCAACAUUUGUCAAUUGCGCAGACGUCAAAAUUGUUCAAAAGACCACGCAACUCCCAUUAGCUGGUUUCGAGGCUCCAGUCUACGAAGCAUUGUAUUCUAGUAUGGAUAGUAAAACAAAUGACACCAACAAACCGCCAGUAUUUACAUUAUCUCCGACAAAAGAACCCGUUAUUGGACAAUCAUCGACAACGACAGAAACACCACCAACUAAAUCUGGAAGUUUAAUUGGACCACUUGUCCCUCUCUUACCAUUAAUUCCAAUUGCAGGUCUUAUUGGUGGUGGUCUUCUUGGUGGUGGUGGUGUUGGUGGUGGUGUUGGUGGUGGAUUACUUGGUGGGGCUCCAGCACUAGCAGCUGGUAAUAAUGCUGGAAAUGCUAUAUCAAAUCUAGUCAAUGGAGGAACAGGGACGGCAGCAGGAACUGCAGCCGGAACUGGAACCAAUACUGGAAUAUUUGGCGGAACUGGUAAUGGCUUGGCAUCUUUGAUACCCUUGUUGCUCCUUUUGUCAAUACUUCCCUCAUUAGCAGGUGCCAUGGAUGGCAGAGGAGGUGGAGGUGGAGGACAACGAAUUAUCAUUACAGGAGAUGAUCCGCCUCCGAGAAUACAAACCAGUCCUUUACUUCAAGGACAAGGUGGUCCUUUUCCUCCAUCCCGUUGGAUGCCACGGUUCGGUAGACCUGUAUUUGUUCCUGAGCGACAAGCAUGGGGAUCAGGAGCAGCACAUGUAUCAACGGGUUACCAGAGGAGGAAGGGUUACGGGAAGUCUAAUAGUUAUUCUAGCUAUAAUGGUUAAUUUGAAUAAAAC
Molecule: messenger RNA, 1731 nt
Organism: Mytilus trossulus (common blue mussel)
Lineage: Eukaryota; Metazoa; Mollusca; Bivalvia; Mytilida; Mytilidae
Exons: 2
Coding region: 1-1719 (572 amino acids)
Source: RefSeq, a predicted model, not a curated record